AUGCUGUCUUUAGCAGCGGAUGCGAUCUUUGCAAAUGCGAAGACGAAUACUGGCGACACGAAAGUCUCAAAAGCAAGUUUGCCUAACGACAAUAUUGUCACUCUUCUCGCUGUCGGCUCGCCAAUUUUACUGAUUUCUUUUGCUCUCGUCUUUUCUCCAAAUCUCGCAACGGAAAAUGGUCUUCGCUGCGCACCAACAAGUCCGAUGAAAAAUCGAUUUUACAUGUACAAUUAUUGCUGGGAAAACUUCAAUCACUACGAGUUGAAUUUCACCGAAGAUGGGCCGGUUGAAGUUGGAGAGCCGAGAUGGAUGAUUCAUCAUAAAGCUUUUCCUUAUGCUUUCUUUCUUUUUGCUUUUAUUCUUGGUAUGCCAGCGAUAAAUUGGGUCCUCGCGUACAGUGAUAAUGUCAAGCGCCAAGCGACUUAUAUCAUGAGUGGUUUGGAAGAAGCCCUCGCUUUGACUCUUUCUUUGAUGAGCGAUUUGGUUCAAGAGAAAAACAGAGAGAAGACUACUGAAAAUGUCAAAGACAGAAUGAAUGCCAUGUUGGAGAAAAACUACUCGGAAGAAAUCGACAUCAAAUUCAAGGCUUUCAAGAAAUAUUUGCAGAAGAAAAAUUCUAGCACGAAACUCGCCAGGGCAUUUAUUCAGCGACGGAUCUUUACCCUUGUGCUUUUGAUCCUCGUCGGGAUUUUCAUGUACGAGAUUUAUUAUUUGGACAAUCAGGACUUUUUCAACUGCAAAUUGAAGUAUCAGCCGCUUGGAACAGUCGGGGAUGGGGUGGAUUAUGUUAGAUGCUCGAUUGGAGAUGUUUCGACGAGAAGACUUUUGGUGCAAAUAUAUUUGUGCAUUAUUGGAACUUGCUUUGUUGGAAUCUUUUUUAUCACGAUUAAAGAUGCUGUCAAUGCCCAUCGAGCCUUCAAACUCCUCGAAAUGAUCCCAAUUAUCGACGAAAAUGAAAUCCACAACUCCGCCAAUUUCUUCGGUCUGCGAGACAUUCACAUUCUUCUUUUCCUUGCCAAGUCAAAUUUCUCCGAAAACGAGCUGUUCAAGACCUGCCACCGAGCAUAUGAAAUGUCGAAAAUGACGAAUAUUCCUUACGAAAACAUGAUCGAAACGAUCGUUUCCUGGGGCGAAGAAGACGAGGCUGAUAAGGACGCUGCUGAAGUUCUUGAAUCUCUUCAGUAA
Molecule: messenger RNA, 1185 nt
Organism: Oikopleura dioica
Lineage: Eukaryota; Metazoa; Chordata; Appendicularia; Copelata; Oikopleuridae
Source: the annotation of a GenBank genome assembly